ACAAGUACUGAGCCCCAUUCACAGUGGAGCCAUUAACACCUGCACCUCUCAGUGAAUGGCGUAUUUGGAGUCAAGCCACCACCCAUUGCGAACGAAGAGCUCGACUUGCCGCGAGAGUGACCCUUGCGUAGAAUCGUUCUGGAGCAGGUUAAACUUCUACUUAUCCGGAAUAGACCCUGACAUAUCAAAUAUAUGUCCAGUGUGCAAUGAGUCCCCACAUGACACUCUUUGCGUGCCCUGCUAACUCUACUCUUCUGACACUUUUCUCCCUUUGCUCCGACCCGUCGAAACAGCACGUUUCCUGGUCCUAACGUCGACUCAUCAGAUGUUGUCAUCGUCCAUGUCUCUGCACCAUACAGCAGGACGGGAAUAAUGAGUGCGAUCUACAACUAGCAACCAUGAAAUGUAAACAGAGUACCCUAUAUAUACAAGAAACUGAAAGCAAAAGCCAAUAAAAUAAAAUGUCAAUUGGAAUAAAAUUAAAGUCUUUCAGAAUUCACAUUUAUUUUAAUUUGUUUCGCAAAAUUUUCAGUCAACAAAAGAUGACUCGUCAGCGAAGAGAAGUCAAAUAUUUUGCAACAAGUGAAAACAAUCCACCCAGCGGCAUCGAACAGGCCGUCGUCUUCAUAAGCCACAUAUUGAUAAUACUAACGUUUCCGCUCUCGAUCUUUCUGUCUCUGAUCGUCCUAUCCGAAUAUCAAAGAGCCGUCAUAUUUAGAUGCGGACGUUUGAGACGUGGUGGAGCACGUGGUCCGGGUCUAGUCUUUAGAAUACCAUGUGUAGACUUUUGUGUAAAAGUUGAUUUGCGAACGACCUCGUACCAUGUGCCAGCACAAGAAAUUCUCACGAAAGAUCAUGUGACAAUCAGCUUGGACGCUGCGGUUUACUAUCGCAUAUUCGACCCCUUACUGGCGGUAAUACAAGUAGAGAAUGUGCAUUUAGCCACCAGCAUGUUGGCGCAAGCGACGCUGCGGAAUGUAGCCGGACAGAAGCACGUUCUGGAAUUGAUGUCCGAAAAGGAUGCGGUCUCAAUGGCCAUGGCGGCGUUACUGAAAAGCGCUACAGCACCAUGGGGAGUAUUAGUUGAGCGUGUUGAAAUCAAAGACGUACGCCUGCCACUCCAAUUACAGCGUGCCAUGGCCGCUGAAGCCGAAGCUAUACGCGAAGCAAAAGCGAAGGUGGUUUCAGCCGAAGGUGAAUUGAGCGCCUCGAAAUCUUUGAAGGCCGCAUCCGAUGUUAUAGCAGCAAAUCCCGUAGCGCUGCAGCUGCGCUAUUUGCAAACACUGAGUCUUAUUUCCGGCGAUCAGAAUAAAAAUAUCAUAUUUCCAUUCCCCGUGAAUUUGAUAAGACAACUAAUGAUAGGCAAGUGCGCCGAACCUAGUCAGGGAAGCUCAUCCAAGAAACGAGCUUCAAGUAAUCUAAAGGACGAGUUAGAAAUUAACCGAGAGGUGGACGAAGCAUUAGAGGAAGCAUAUAGAGUUUUGGACUGCAAAAUUGUAAAAUUAUCACAAGAAAGCUAAAAGGAAUAUAAAAAUUUGGGCGAGUACUUCAAUCUACUCCGUUUGAAAAACGGCGGCUUGAUUUGCAAAAAUCUGUCGUAAUUUAAAUUAUACGUAAUAUAGUAGUUAUUUGGAUAAAGGUACAAUAAAUAUAAUCGUAUUAUUU
Bactrocera dorsalis (oriental fruit fly) is the source of this 1665-nucleotide messenger RNA. RefSeq names its product band 7 protein AGAP004871-like. Lineage: Eukaryota; Metazoa; Arthropoda; Insecta; Diptera; Tephritidae. The record is from RefSeq and is a predicted model, not a curated record. The transcript has 6 exons. Bases 462 to 1520 code for a protein of 352 amino acids. Gene Ontology annotation, cellular component: plasma membrane.